This is a messenger RNA of Carica papaya (papaya), 1050 nucleotides long. RefSeq names its product Tetratricopeptide repeat (TPR)-like superfamily protein. The record is from RefSeq and is a predicted model, not a curated record. Gene Ontology annotation, biological process: RNA modification. Lineage: Eukaryota; Viridiplantae; Streptophyta; Magnoliopsida; Brassicales; Caricaceae. Gene Ontology annotation, molecular function: RNA binding; protein binding.
CAGAUCUUAAUAUUGAAAUUCCAAUCUACUUUACCCCCAAAAAUUUUCAGUAAACCAACCACAGCUCUUGAUUCGAUUCAAGACCCAAUUCGGGAAACCAAAAUUUUGGCGAUCCAGUCCAAGUACCACAAGGCAAAUUGAAUAUUGGGUUUGAACCCUUGGUCUCAUUCUGGUUCUGGGGUUUGAACAUUUUUAGAUAUUGAAAUGCUGAUUCAUGGUUUAGUCCCUUCAAAACUAAAGUUUUUGUCGUCUGUCUGCGGAGAAUCUAUGUGUUCUAGAUAUGGGCGGCAAGGUUUCCGCUUUCUCACCUCCACUUCGACUAGAACCAACUCCAAUUGGGACCCAACGCUGUCUCUUCAACUCAAUCACCCAACUCUUGUUUUGCUUGAAAAAUGCAGUUCCCGGGUUCACUUCAAACAGAUAUUAGCUCAGAUUAUGAGGGUUAAUCUUAUUGCUGCUACUUUUCCUAUGAGCAGGCUCAUUUUAUUCUCUGCAAUAUCAUAUCCCCAGAAUCUAGACUUGGCUGUUCUUCUUUUUAAUCAUUUUACUCCUAAUCCUAACCUUUAUAUUUAUAACACUAUGAUAUCUGCUUUAUGGUACUCAAGUAGUCAAUCUCUUGCUCUGUACAGUUCUAUGCUUAGGUCUUGUGUUUACCCAGAUAAGAACACACUUGUUUACUUAGUGAAAUCAUCUAAAUGUUUAGUGGAAGUGAAGCAAAUCCAUUGUCAUGCUGUUGUUACUGGGUUGUUGUUGUCUUUGGAGAAUAACUAUUUGCAGAACUCACUUAUGAAGAUGUAUAUAGAGAAUGGACAGAUGGGUCUUGCUCAUAUGGUGUUCUUGAAUAUGCCUGAACCAGAUACUGCUUCUUAUAAUGUUAUGAUUGUUGGUUAUGCCAAGAAGGGAUGUAGUUUGGAGGCAGUGAAACUGUUUCAUCAAAUGGUAGCUCUUGGUCUUGAGUAUGAUGAGUUUACCAUUUUAGGACUUCUAGUUUGUUGUGGGAAGUUAGGGGAGUUGAGAUUGGGGAAAUCUGUUCAUGGGUUGAUGGAGAAA